AUGCGUGGAACGUGGCUCUCAUGGAAUCAUAAACCAAUCAACUUGCGUUCAUUUAGGCGCGUAGCAAAACACCCUGGUAAAUCACUGAUUCAGUAGUAUUAAUAUUCUACCUGUCUAUGUGUGGGAGUUGGGUGUAGUAGAGAUCUACAGUUUUAUUGGUACAAUGUCAGUUAUUGAGAUCGUGAGCCUCGCCUGUCUCUUUAUUUUGCUCUUAAUAAUUUUUAUCGUCGUUAAGAACCACUUAGUCUUGAUGCAGCUGGGGCAGCAACGAGCGGAGCAGGACGGUGCCAUACAUGUUAUACCGCAUCAGAGAAGAGUUCUGGAGACAGAAGGAAACUACAUCGGGACAGCGAUUGGUAUACAGCGUAUGGCUGUGCAGCCAAGUACAAUUUUCCAUCAAAGAAUCGCAAAUCGCCCACUUCCUAG
Molecule: messenger RNA, 426 nt
Organism: Pocillopora meandrina
Lineage: Eukaryota; Metazoa; Cnidaria; Anthozoa; Scleractinia; Pocilloporidae
Source: the annotation of a GenBank genome assembly